Messenger RNA from Striga asiatica, 889 nucleotides. The record is from the annotation of a GenBank genome assembly. NCBI's taxonomy places the organism in Eukaryota, Viridiplantae, Streptophyta, Magnoliopsida, Lamiales, Orobanchaceae.
GCUUCUAGACCCUGAACUAGAAACUUCUGGAUCGCUUUUUGUCAGCAGCUACAUUCUACAGCUUAUUUUACAUUUGCCUUCACAAAUGGCGCAGCUUAUCACAAUAGUUCAAGUCCACAUGAGUGUCCCACAUGUUGAACAAUUUGUUGACUUGCUCGUCUCUAUCCCUGCCGAAGGCGGAAGGUCAUCUAAACUCGUUUUCUUAUGGGAAAUUCAAGGAGCCUACCAAAUGAAAGUGACAACUAUUGCUUUGGCUUUGUUGCUUUUGACUCGACAUGUUGAAUUUGGGAACAUUAAUUCUGACACAGGCAUAACGACUCGCUCCAGAGCCAAGAAAUUACCGGAUCAAUGGACAGUUGUGCCACUUCCUGCUAAGGAGGAUAGCGAUAGCGACUGGGACGAAGCUGAGAGUGAAGUUGAGAGUGAAGAUGAUGAUUUCUUAUCUUCUUCUGCUAAAUCUGCAUUACAUGUUAGACCUACUUAUGAAUAUCUUGAUGCCAUGGCAAAGGCUUUUAAUGAGGACGAAGAAGAUGACUUUGAAGAUGAACUUCUUAGUGGUGUGGAUCCUGUAAAUGAGAUCAGUUUAGUGAACAUUCUUUUCGAAUCCCUGGAAAAAUUCUCGGAGGGCGACAAACCAUGUUUUGAACAUCUAUUUCAGAGCAUCACAAAGCCUCAACAAGAAGCUAUGGAAUUGUUGUUUAUUAUUAUUAUUGGAGCAUUUGCAAGUCCUUGUUUAUUGGUGCCCAUCUACUUGGUCAAGAUUCAGGCUAUCAAGCUUGACCUUCGCGUGAUUUACCAGACUAUAUACAAUAAGAGGGGACUGUGUUCAAAAAGAAGGAGGUGCUCUACAAUUGCUUGCAAAGCCUACCUGCCGGUGAUGGAGUCUGUU